ACAGACACACACACACAUACUGGAGUAUCCAGUUAAACUCACUUGGCUACUUUGCUCAAACCUUCAUUCACACACACUUACAACUUAGAAGAGGUGGUCAUCAUCAAGUCAGAAACCAACACGCAUUCGCUCCUACACUUGCUCACACACUCACACACACACACGCUUACUUACACACUCACACACUUACACACUCACACACACGCUUACUUACACUCUACACACACUUACACACUUGCACACACUUACACACUCGGACACACACGCUUACUUACACACACUCACACACACACUUGAGUGGAUUUACAGAAGGAAUUGAAACCUAGCCCAGAGGAGAGCAGAUUCACACACGGGGAACGACAAACAAAGCAGGGUGUGUGAUGGCCGAACUCGGACCUGAGCUGUUCUCCGAGCAGGAGCUGACGUGUUCCAUCUGUUUGGACCUGUUCAGCGAGCCCGUGUCCACGCCGUGCGGUCACAACUUCUGCCAGAGCUGCAUCGGAGGUUACUGGGCCUCCAGCGCCGAGUGCACGUGUCCGCUGUGUAAGCGGCCCUUUGAUGGGCGGCCGGAGCUCAGCAUCAACCGUGUGUUCGCUCACAUCGCGCAGAAGUACAAGGAGAUGCGCUACGGAGGGCCUCCGCCCGUCAAACCGCGGCAGAAGAUCCCAGCUGCCACUGCAGCAGCAGGAGGAGUUUCGCUGCAGAACGGAACCAAAACCCCGGACAUCCCGUGUGACAUGUGCACCGGCAGGAAGGAGCGAGCCGUGAGCUCGUGUCUCACCUGCAUCGCCUCGUACUGCGAGACGCACGUGCAGCCGCACCGCACGACGGCGUUCUACGCCUCGCACCGACUCCUGGACCCACACGAGGCACUGCAGGGACGCACGUGUCGCGAACACGGGCGGCUGCUGGAGGUGUUCUGCCGCACGGACCAGCGCUGCAUCUGCGCCAUCUGUGUGCUGGAGGAACACCGAACUCACGCCACCGUGUCUGUGCAGACCGAGCGCGCCGUCAAACAGAGGAUGCUCGGGAAAACCGAACUGGACAUCCAGACGUCCAUCGAGAGGCGAGGGCUGCAUCUCACAGAACUCAAAGAAAGACUGCAGUUCCUCAGGAACUACGCCCAGGCCGAGGUCUCCGAGGUGGAGCAGUUCCUCUCUGAUGUCACUCAGUCGGUGGAGCGAAUCCGCAGGGAGCUGGUUGGCGGGAUCGAAGACAAGCGAGACUCCGUGAUUGGCCAAGGGGAGAGGAUCGUGUCACAGUUGGAGGCGGAGCUAGGCGAGCUGCAGGAGCGCAGGGCUCGGCUGGCGGUUCAGGCCACAUCAGAAGACCACAUCGGCUUCCUGCAGAGCUUUGAGGAGGUGAACGCUCCGUAUCAGGACACCACGACACUCAACGGCGAUCCUGAUCUGGAGUUACACUUUUCUCUCGGGGAGGUGAAGAGCGCACUGGGCGAGAUACGAGAGAGACUGGACGACAUCCACAUGGGCGAAGUUCACUACAGACACUCAAUGUUGACACUGCACGAGACGGACAGCAUGAUGAGCAUCAGGUCCAAUAAGAAGAAGGACUUUUCACUGAAAGAUCUGCGGAAGUUCAAGUCAGGAUCCAGUAUCAAAAAGGUCAGAGUUUAUUUAGAGGAAGUGUCGUUAAACCCUGUGACAGCGUAUCCCUUCCUCAUCCUCUCAGACGACAGGAAGCAGCUGAAGCGUGGAGAGAAGCUGCAGUUCUUCAGGAACAGCACUCAGAGAUUUGAUGUGUGGAGCUGCAUUACAGCUAAAGAGGGAUACGAUACAGGACGCCACUACUGGGAGGUGAGUGUUGGUGACAAUAAAGACUGGAAAGUUGGCGUGGUGAGAGACUCCGCCCAGAGGAAGGGGCUGUUCGAUAUGAGCCCCAGAAACGGUUACUAUGUGCUGUGGUGGAGCACAAACCAUUUGCAAGCGCUCACGUCCCCGCCCCUGACCAAGGUGAAGAUGAAUGGCCGCCUGCGUUAUCUGGGCGUAUACCUGGACUGUGAUGAGGGUCAUGUGACCUUCUACAAUGCCAAGACAGGCUCUGAGAUUUACUCGUUCACUUCAGAAGGAGCAUUUGGCGAAAGGAUGUUCCCUCUGUUCGGCACGUCCGAUAAAGAAGUACCACUAAUGCUACCAGGUGCACCAGCACACACGUAUGAGUGAGGAAACAAGGGGAGAAGAAGUGAGAGAAACAGAAACCAGGUGGGAAAGGAAAGAGGAAAUAAGUGAAAGAGAAAAGUGCAUAGUAUGAAAGCAGCCAAAGAGAAGAGAAGGGAUGAGACACCAAUCUCUCACAGGGUAACACACACACAACAACAACAACAAAGUAAAAAAAAAAUAAAAUAAAUGUAUGGCCCAAAAUAAUUAAAAGGGGAGUACAGAUAAAAAUCUUAACAAUGUUCUUAAUAUUAUUCAUUCUUUACAACAACAGAAAUAAUUUUUUUUAAAUGCCUCAGAACUAAUGUUGAGUUUAAAAUCAGGAGGAAGUGUGGAGUGUGUAAAAUGAUUUUAAAAUCAGAAAGAAGAAAAAGUCUUCUAAAGACAACAGGACAUGGGUUUAAUCAGCCUGUGCGCCUGCGCCUGCUCCUGCGGUCCUGAGUGUACACAGUCAGUGUUCAGUGUGUAUUUAGUUCAGUGUGUGUGUGUGUGUGUGUGUGUGUGUGUGUGUGUGUGUGUGUGUGUGUGUAGGACAGAUGAAAUAAACCCUGAUGAGGUGUAUCGUGGAUUCGGGUCACUCACACUGCCUUUUAAAAAUAUUUUUUAUUUAUGAUAAAAAUGGUUUUGGGGUUGAUUUUGUUUUCUCUUGAUUUAUGACAGUGAUGUUACACUAAAUAAACUUGUAACAAACAACAUACUUGUAAUAAAUAAAUAAACUAUGAAACAUU
Messenger RNA from Pangasianodon hypophthalmus (striped catfish), 2902 nucleotides. RefSeq names its product E3 ubiquitin-protein ligase TRIM11 (gene btr30). Lineage: Eukaryota; Metazoa; Chordata; Actinopteri; Siluriformes; Pangasiidae. The record is from RefSeq and is a predicted model, not a curated record. Gene Ontology annotation, molecular function: protein binding; zinc ion binding. Bases 381 to 2180 code for a protein of 599 amino acids. The transcript has 10 exons.